AUGUCGGCUACUACUCAAGCCAAUGCGGCAGGAACUACGUCCCUUUUAGCCCCAGGUAGCAAUACCAACUCGACCUCAUCACUUUGGGACACUGCAAACGCAAAACUCGAUCCCAGAAUACAAAAGAUCCUCGCGACCGUCAACACAGGCAGCGGUCGCAUAGUUGAUGCCGUGUUGGAUGAGGCCGUCACCCAACAGAGAGUACUAGCUGCCAAGAGAUGGAAGAUGACCAUUCGUGGGAAAGAGGUCAUAUUACGUGACGUGCUGGGAAAGAUUAUUCGGUGGAUUGACCAUUACAAAGCCGUGGGUGAUAUCGCCGUGCAAUUCAAUUCAGGUGCGGCUAGUCUACCCUGGGCAGCUGUUCGGUUCCUGCUGCAAGUUGCCGUCGACGACAAGCAGUAUCUGGAAGCUACGAUCGAGGGGAUUGAGAUUGUCACACAGACCAUUGCUACAUAUGCUGCUGUGGAAACCCUAUAUAUGGACUCGAACUUCCAACUCCAUACCCAGAUUCGCAGCAAAGUCCUCGGACUAUAUGUCCACAUCCUGAGCUUUCUUGGGGAGAGCAUACGCUAUUCCAAUAACGAUGUUACCAUGAUCGAUGAAUCACUGCAGGGUACUAGUGUACGAUCAUUUGUUUUGUAUUACUAUUGCGGCGACAUCCAAGGACACGGCGGCAAAUGCGAUGCGAAGGACGUGAUGCGAAGUUUGUUAAGGCAACUCUCUGUUCAGAACGAAGAAACGUUUGAGAUCGUCGAACAAGUUCACUUAGAGUUCAAGCGGAGAGAGGCAAGGGGGAAGAUUGGCAUGGGAAAUAUGGACAAACUCGAACCACACGAAUGCACACACUGGAUAGCCGAACUUCUCCAAACCGAUCAGGUAACCAUCAUAAUUGAUGCCAUCGACGAGAUAGACGUGGCGGACAGACAUCUUCUGCUAAAUGAGCUGAUAGCGCUUCGAGAUGAUCCAGUCCGUAUAGUGAAGAUGCUGCUGUCCAGUAGAGAUGACACCAACAUUUCCCGGUGGCUAGAAGGGGCAACGGAACUGCGCUUACAAGCGUCACUUACCCAAGCUGACAUGCAACAAUUCAUUGGACAUUGCAUCUCGACCGCGGUCAACAACAAGCAUCUUCUUGAUGGCAAAGAAGACCCUCCCCUUCAAUCAAGACUGGAAUCAUAUCUUCUCGACCGAGCGGAUGGAAUGUUCCGAUGGGUGGAGCUCCAAUUGAGGCAUUUCUGCGACCUGAAGUGGAAACGCAGUAUCGAGCAAGCGAUGUCAGAUCCUUCUGGAGCUUCCAUCCAUACUGUCGAUCAUCUGUAUGCUAAGAUCUUUGAUCAAAUCCUCAAAACGGAUCCUCUGGCGUACGAGGUAGCAGCACAAACUUUCCGGCUAAUCAUGUGUCUGCACGAAACCUUGUCACCCGCAACACUACUUGCCGCAGCAUCCAUCACACGAGACGGAAUUCAGAGCUCUCUGGAGCUUUCCGAUCUACUCCGAAUCUGCUCUCAUCUCGUGGUUCUCGAUGAUGAGCUCGACACGAUCCGAUUCGCCCAUGCUUCGGUCCAAGAAUACUUGUCGCGUCUCCCGGCAUUCAGCAUGAUGGACGCUAAUAGUGCAGCCGCUUCGAGCUGUCUUAUUAGAUGUAUCGACAGCCCACUCCCCGAUCUGACACUCGGUGUUCAACCUUCUCACGAUUUCGACGUGUAUGCAGCGAUGUACUGGCCGCUCCACUACAACGCCGCAAGCGAACAUGACCGUAAUGGGCGUCUAGUAGAUGUCUUGAAAGAAUUCAUGUUCUCUGAUCAAGAGUACAUUUCGCCUUUUCCAUCCUGGAUCGAGACAGUUGGUGAGAUAGUAAAGGCGCUAUCCAGGCCACACACACGUCUCUCGGAUCUCAUUGCCAUCGGGAGCGAAAGCGCCACUCCGUUCUUCACUGCAUGUCUAUACGGGCUAGAAUUUGCCAUCGAAAUCCUGUCCGGAAGAUCAUCUUUUGAUGUCAAUCAGAAGAAUUCGCAUGGACUUACUGGUCUUUACUUGGCCUCAGCUACGGGUCAAAUCCGUGUGGUGAAUAGCCUACUAAAGCUGGGUGCCGAUAUUGCAAUUGAAGGGGGACGUAGCGCAACUCCACUUCAAGCUGCAUGUGCCAAUGGCCACGGAGACAUUGCGCAGCUCAUCAUUGAGUUCCCAUCUCGAAAUACCACAGCUGAAACGAUAGUUUCGGCUAUACAAGCUGCUUUACGUAACGGCCAUGAGGACGUUGCAGUGAUACUUCUAGAGAAGAGUGUUUUGCCGUUUUCGCAAGAUACCCUUGACCGAGUCUUUGAAGCUGCCGCAGGAAUGGGCUUCACAGAACUCAUGGACUCCCUGCACUCGACAUCGAAGUCACCCAGCGGGACUAAAAAAUCUUCAAUCAAAGACGCGAUCAGGGUUUUCCAAGAUAGUAAAAUCGAUCGGUUUCGAAACUACUUCAAAACCAAAGCGCUGCCUAACGACGCCAUCGCAACGGCUGCAUUCGACGGCCAGAACAAGAUCAUCGAAUUUUGCCUCGACAAGGGUCUCGACAUCGAGCACGAAGGACCCUUCGGAACGCCACUUCGUGCAGCAAGCCUGAUGGGCCAUGGCACGACUGUGCGAUUACUUCUCGACAAAAAUGCGGCAGUCAAUGCAAACGGAACAUUCGGCGAUGCGCUUCAAGCAGCCGCGAUGAGAGGUCACUUAUCUAUCACCACAACGCUGAUAAGAAGUGGUGCAGCUGUGGACAACUCUGGUGGUUACUACGGCAAUGCGCUGCAGGCAGCCACGUAUCGCGGUCACAUCGACGUUGUAAAAGCCCUCCUUGCAGCAGGCGCUUCUAUCGGUCAAAAAGGUCUGUUCAACGAUGCUCUGAGCGCAGCGGUAUCGGCAGGCGAUCAUCCCAUUGCGAAUAUGCUUCUACGAAGCGGCUACCGAAGCCCACAUUUCCUGGAUGAGGAUGAGGUGAAUGAGGUGACGAUGCGCCAUAGGAAGAUGGGUCCUCCAUCGCACGUUGAUCUACUAUCAGAGCUUGACUCUGCAUAUCAUUCUCGGCGCACUCGACAGGCAGAUCGAGCGAAGGUGAUCAGAGGACGAGAUGUCAGCUUUGAAGAGGCAUACAAGAAGGUCCAUGACGGUGUCGAAGUCGAAAGUGUUACAGAACUCGCGGACUCUAAGCAACACCAAGGGUAUGGAUCUCAAGCUUUGCUUCUUGCUACAGAGACUGGUCAAGAAUCUAUCGUCAGAAGUAUGUUGGACCACCGCUUCGCCAUUGGGCUUUCGUUGCUUGACAUCGGCAUCGUGCUAAAGGCAGCUUCUGCGGCUGGUAGACUCGGUAUUGUUGACUACAUUCUCCUGUUACCGGACCUACCAAGAAAACACAUUCCACGAGCAUUGGAGCGCGCAGCUUGGUAUGGGCAUGUCGCCGUUACGAAGCGGCUUCUCGAAUGUGAGGAAGCAUAUGGUCCUCCACCACACUCACGUUAUGCUCCGUUCACGCCGAGGGGACAGGAUUUCAUACCUUUACUUACGAGCAGAAGGCUCUUGGUUGAGGAAAGUUGCAAAGAUGAUGACUUCCCAAUGGGAUACAGGCAACUUGAAGAAGUGUCCAGUGACAAGGAAAGCCGGUGGUCGGACUAUUUUCCCGUUCUGUACCAAGUGGUCAAGACGAACGAAACGACUGGGAACGGCCAUAUUAUGAGAAUCCUUCUACUAGGAUGUCGAGCCAAUACACCAGCGACAGUAGAGUUUGCACUGCAAUUGGCUGCAGAAUCAGAGUUACAGGAUGUACUCGUGGCCGCUCUUGGGAUCACGAUUGAGUCUGAUAGCGAACGAGCCUUAGAAGUACUCCUUCGACAUUACCCUGUCGUUCAUGCAACCGUGCUCAAAAAGGCUUGUGCUCAAGCGGAAGGGCAUUCAUCUUUUCGCGCGCUCUACGUCCUCUUGGCACACAACAGCGAUCAUGGUUACCAGUUGCAAGACUACUGGAAGGUUUUCCAAGGUGCAGCUAUUACCAAACACAGUGCACUCAUUUCUUAUCUGUGUACCCAAACAUUGAACUGGCAAGAGGACUCAGUGUUUGCACGACACUUCGUUGAAGCUGCGCAGCGAGGCUACGCCUCCGCAAUGGACACUUGGGAAAUACGGUUAUGUCAAGUUGUCGACCAUAAGCUCUUGAUGUCGCAGGCUCUGGACCAAGCAUGUGCAAAUGGACAUGCUGUGGUGGUGUCGUAUCUCAUCGAACGCGGAGUUGAUGUCAACGCACUUGUUGAGAAAGCCGUGCAACCUUCCAGACCCGGUGGUUACUACUCAACGUCUCGGAAGAGGGACGGAGUCACUAAGAAUGAAGUCUGGCCAAGGACAGCACUACAGGCCUGCCUUCAAGCCACCCCGCAAUGUGAUCGAAUCCAUGGAAGCACGCAUGAUAGAAUCGAGGAGUUCCGCGACGAGAAACGAAACUUUCUUAGCAAACAACAAGCCGUGAUCGAGUUACUAUUGGACAAAAAAGCAAAUGUCAAUGCCAUCGACAGUCAUGGGCGAAGCGCUUUACAUUCCGCGGCUCUGUGUUGUCCCUUGGAAACGGUCCAGAUGAUAUUAGAGAAUGGUGCAGCGAUUGAUAUACUCGACAAGGCCAACAGAACGCCUCUAUUCUACGCUGCAUGGAGAGAAAUCGACUCACUCGCUGUUUUCGAGGUUCUGACCAAAGCUGAGGCACAUGCAACCAGCCGAUCAGCGCCCCGCACUUCUCCAACUCUACUUUUGGACGCCACGCUUUCAACGUUCAGGGAGGGUUUCAUCGAGUCCGAAUCUGUUCACCAAGUGUUGACUACUGGUCCGGGAGCCGCCAUACGAUACCUUUUGCAGUCACAACCUGACCUACAGGCCACUGCGACUGGAUUUACUCUCCUACUCCAAAUGGCGUCAGCAGACGGCGAUAUGGAGCUCGUACAGUUACUCAUAGAGCGGAAUGUUGAUGUCAAGGCUGUAGCUCACCACUAUGGAACUGCACUGCAUGCUGCCGCUCGAUUCGGUCAUCUGGAAUGCGUCAAACUGCUUGUGGAGGCUGGCACCGAGAUUGCUCUGACCGCAGGUAUAUCUCACUGGACCCCACUACGCGCGGCAGUAGAAGGCCAAUACCUAGCGGUCGUGCACUAUUUGCUCGAUUUGGGUGCCAUGCAAUCGUGUAACAUCUCCACUGAUCAAGUAUCGACGGAAUACGGAGGAGGAGUUCGCUCGAUGUUGACUCUUGCCUGCCACAACGGUAACAUCGAGAUAGCAACACUCUUGCUCUUUCACCCGGAACAUAACACCUUGAAGCCCGACCAGACAGAGACGAGGCGUACUCAGUUUAUGGACAUGUCGAGAGCGCUACACGAAGCUUGUGAAAAUGGCCACGCAGAUAUUGCCGCACUAUUAAUCGAGUAUGGGGUAGACGUCGAAGAGAAGUCUGGGCAGUCUUUAUCUCCACUGACAAGUGCUGCCACUGCUGGAAAUCUCGAAACAAUGAAAAUCCUACUGGCCGCGGGAGCCACCUUGUACGAUGCUGAGCGAGCCAUCAACAUCUUAAGGACACUUGUCGUAGGAGAGAAACCAAAGGAUGUCAUCGACUUCGUUAUUGCUCGUCUGCUGGGUACAGACGAUUUCAUCCAUGCCUGUAAAGAGGUGCCUGCUUACAUGCGCGCUUGGCAAGAAGACGCCAGAUUUGUUCUCCAUGUCGAUACCUUGCAGAACUCCGAAAAGCUGCUUGUCGACCUUACAGCUCUAGGGGCUCAACAAAGUAUUGAGCUUCUGCUGGACAGCUCGAUCAAAGCGGCUGAUGUGAAGCCUGCGGUGCUUCAGGCAGCAGCCUACUUCCAGAGCUUCAACGUUCUUUUCAGGCUCUUGCCGAUUGUAGUAAUACCGCAACCCUUCCCGUCAGGAUAUCAUUCCCCAGUCUACGCCCUCCUCGAAGGUCUCAUGCCUAUAAAAUCGAAGACAGGGAGGUCCCUUAUCAGCCUAUGCUGCGAGACUUGGGCCAAAGAUUCUUUCCUGUACCCCUCGCUUCCAGGCCAGCCAGAGAAGGAAUGUACAUGCAACAAUACCCGAUCCGCUACCAAUGAAGCUAUAAUGAAGCUUGCGCAGAUUGACGACAGCCAUAUCUGCGCUACAGCUGGCACCUUACACCUAGCUUCUUACCUGGGAAUGCUACAAGUUGUUCAAGUCUGUCUUGAGCUCGGUGUUGACAUCAACCAGCAUCAUGACUCAUUCGGGUCUGCGUUGAUCGCUGGAAUCGAAGGUGCUAGUUUGGAGGUAGUUACCUUACUGCUACAGCGUCACAUCGACGUAAACGCGACAGCUAGUGAACUUGGAACCCCCCUCUACCCUACAUACAAGACGCAACAAAAGAGGCUACAGGCUUUCGCAAAUCCUUCAACUCCCAGCCCUGGGACAGCGCUACAUAAGGCCUGUCAAAACGGGAAUCUCGAAAUGACUGAAGUCCUUCUCGAACAUGGCGCUGAAGUCAAUGUGUCAAUACCUGGCAAGGGGACACCUGUGGACAUUGCAUGCGAAAGAAGAGACGAAAAAUUGCUCAAAUUACUCCUGACGUUUGGUGCCGACAUUGACAUCGUUUCACCUGAUCUGGGAUCAGCCUUGCAUGUAGCAUGUAAAUCCCAUGACUCUGGCUUAGUCAGAAUACUCCUGCAACACGGCGCCAAUGUCAACAUGUUCUCAUCAAAUCAUGGAACACCGCUUCAUGUCGCUUGCGCCGGGAACGGAGACCAUGCAAUAAUACAGCUACUACUGGACCACGGUGCGGACCUCAACUCAGAGGGAAGCAAGGGAGAAACUCCACUCACUUCAAUCUUAUCGCAAGACGACAAGUACUUCUCUGAGCGAUUGGUGGACUCUCUUCUCAAGACUGAGCAGAAGCUAAACGCCACCGAGAACGAUUUGAACCGAUUAGUGUCCUCGACAUCUGGGAUCCAAGCCUGCAAGCGGGCACUAGCAGACAAUACGCAUCUGCAGCCUACAACCGAGACUAUUCGAUCGUUACUUGCUGGUAUUGGCUAUCACGAUUCAGACAUACUUCGCCUGCUUCUUGCAAGGGCGCCACAUCUCGAGAUCACACUGGACAUGGUCAAGAAGGCUGGCAAUCUCGAAAACUUUAAGCUUUUGACACAACACGGGUCUUGUACCAAGAUCACGGCAGAUUUGAUGGAAAGCUUUCUGGACCCGUUGGAGUUAGACCUAAUAAAGUACUCCGUUCAGUCUGCGCCUGAAGUCAAACCACCGCCCGCCGUCGUGAAAGCUGUCAGAGCCAUUGUGGAACGACCGGAGCCCAAGUCUGAUGGAACCCACGAAGGCGAUUUGUGGGUGUCCUUUGUGCAAUAUCGCCAAGGUAUUCAGAAACCGAAAGCAAAAGAGAUCAUGGACCUUGUCGUGACUCGAUAUCCUGAUGUCCUCAAGAGCAAUUCCAGGGUAUGCGUUUUGUUGUAG
Alternaria incomplexa is the source of this 7485-nucleotide messenger RNA. RefSeq lists its product as uncharacterized. Gene Ontology annotation, molecular function: protein binding. Lineage: Eukaryota; Fungi; Ascomycota; Dothideomycetes; Pleosporales; Pleosporaceae. The record is from RefSeq and is a predicted model, not a curated record. The coding region runs from base 1 to 7485 and encodes 2494 amino acids. The transcript is spliced from 3 exons.